Bipolaris sorokiniana ND90Pr is the source of this 886-nucleotide messenger RNA. RefSeq lists its product as uncharacterized. The transcript is spliced from 2 exons. NCBI's taxonomy places the organism in Eukaryota, Fungi, Ascomycota, Dothideomycetes, Pleosporales, Pleosporaceae. The coding region runs from base 282 to 800 and encodes 172 amino acids. The record is from RefSeq and is a predicted model, not a curated record.
CGGGACAUGUCGAGACAAGUCGCUUGUUGCCCAUGAAACCAUUAGAGCAUCAACACGACCCAACCUGACUGUGUUCAAUAAGUGUCGGGCUUGCCUCCGUGUAUUUAUUUUCACCAGCUCAUAAGCAAUUCUCAACAGAUAAGACCAACGACUAGCCUGGUGCACAGCUGAACUAGUCUCCGAGGCAUACGUAGAACAGCCAGAGUACUUAGACCCGCCUUCCAAACUACUUUCACCAAACACAUCUCGCACAUCUAGGAUACCCCUUAAACCUCUCUACCAUGUUUUCUCUAAAUACUACAGCGACGCUUCGCAACGUGACACAUCUCCCGCGCUCGAUAAGCUAUGCACAAGCUGUGGAACAGCUUCACAACCACGAACUGCUCAUUCGUCUCGACCCCGAAUAUGCCUCGCACGAGACCCUGCCUUCAGACCCGGCUACACCGGAGGCUAAAAUAUAUAAGAUCACGGAUCAUAUGAACGCGCUUCCAGCUGGGCUGUGGGAUACAAAAGUGACAUUUGAAGCACAUAUGACAGAUCUGGACGAUGGAAUAUUGUGGUUCAUCAAGGCACCACUGGGACUGACGCAGAAGACUACCUGGAGGUGCUUGAGGACGGAGAGUUUAGAAGGGGACAGAGGAGCCAAUGAGGAAGAGGGAGAGUGGAGCUUAGUCGAGGAUGUGGAGAUCAAGGCGAACCGGAUGCUGGUGAACACGGUCAAAGGGAAAUGCGAGGAUAAUUGGCGAGGCACACAUAGCAGGUUUUUGGCGCAGUUGAAGGAGAAGAUCGGUGCAGCGUAGGGUUUAGUUAGUUUUACCAGUGUAUGUAUGUAGUAAGUAGAUCUGCACGCCGAUAUUCCACCAGAAACCAGCCGUUAUAACCAACG